ACAAUUUCCAUAUCUACCUCCUCAAUGUUUCAUCCUUGGAAUGUCUUUGUCUUCUGAUUACAAUCCAGAUGAGAAUCUUCUACUAGUGAGUUCUUAGAUCUUCAGCAUACAGAGGAAUCUUGGAUUUCAUCAACAUGAACCUCUGCUGGAGCGAAAUAAAGAAGAGAUCCCACAGUCUAAGAGCACGCCUGGAAGCAUUUUCAGAUCCUACCUUGAAGCUGCAGCCACCGCUCCAGGAGAUCAUUGACUGGCUAGGGCAAAAGGAUGAAGAUUUGUCAGCCCAGCUUCCCCUACGAGGUGACCUUUCAGUGGUGGAGCAAGCCAAGGAUAAACAUCUGCUCUUUAUGGAAGAGGUCAAGUCUCGAGGUCCUUAUAUAUAUUCUGUACUUGAAUCUGCUCAAGCUUUCCUCACACAGCAUCCUUUUCAAGAAAUAGAAGAGGACACACCUACAUUAGCCAAAGAUGCCUCUCCCAGAAGCCGAUCUCUUAGUCGCUUACUUUGGAAACAAGCAAGUGUGGCUAGUGAACUGUGGGAUAGGUUGACUGCUCGCAGUCUAGAUCAGCAUCGCCAUCUGGAGAGAACAUUAGAGCAGCUUCGGGAUUUAGGAGUUUCCAUGAAAGAAGCUACAGAUGCACUGAGUCAAGCGGAGAGCGUGCAGACAACUUGGGAAGCAAUUGGAGACUUGUUUAUUGAUUCCUUGCCCGAGCACAUCCAGGCUACAAAGCUUUUUAAGGAAGAGGUAACUCCUAUAAAAGACACAAUCAAGAUGGCAAAUGACCUUGCUCAUCAGCUAGCCCUAUGUGAUGUACACCUCUCUAUGGAAAACGCACGUGAGCUUGAGCAAAUCAACAACCGUUGGAAACAGCUACAGACUUCUGUUACAGAACGUCUCCGUCAGCUGCAGGAUGCUCACCGUGACUUUGGACCUGAGUCUCAACAUUUUUUAUCUUCUUCCGUACAGGUGCCAUGGGAGAGAGCAAUAUCCCCCAACAAAGUUCCCUACUAUAUCAACCACCAGGCACAAACAACCUGCUGGGAUCAUCCAAAAAUGACUGAGCUUUACCAGGCACUUGGAGAUUUAAAUAACAUAAAAUUUUCUGCAUACCGGACAGCAAUGAAACUACGCAGAGUACAAAAGUCUCUCAGAUUGGACCUAGUCACCCUGCCUCUCCUAUCUCAGAUAUUUAGUUGUGAUAUCCUGCAGUCUUCAGAUCAUUCUCUUGACGUUCUUGAUGUCAUUCGGUGUUUGAGUUCACUAUAUGAGCGAUUAGAAGAAGAACGUGGACUUUUAGUAAAUGUGCCACUGUGUGUGGACCUCGCCCUCAACUGGUUACUAAACGUCUUUGAUGGUGCUCGCAUUGGAAGAAUACGGGCGCUUUCUUUUAAGGCUGGAAUAGUGUGUUUAUGUGAUUGUGAUGUGAAGGGGAAACUGCAGUAUUUAUUUUCACAAGUGGCUGGACCUGAUGGGACUUGUGAUCAACGACAGCUUAGUCUUCUACUGCAUGAAGCCAUUCAGAUACCCCGUCAACUAGGAGAGGUUGCAGCAUUUGGAGGAAGUAAUGUUGAACCCAGUGUUAGGAGCUGCUUUCGAUUUGGAAAUGGAACAUCAUAUCUGGAGUUGUCUCAGUUUCUUGAAUGGGGAAGUCUGGAACCACAGUCCUUAGUAUGGCUUCCAGUUUUACAUCGAGUGACAUUAGCCGAGACUGUCAAGCACCAGACAAAGUGUUCCAUCUGUAAACAGUGUCCAAUAAAGGGAUUUAGAUAUCGCAGCUUAAAACAGUUUGGUGUGGAUAUAUGCCAAUCCUGUUUCUUAACUGGACAAGCAGGAAAAGGAAACAAACUCCAUUAUCCAAUCAUGGAAUAUUACACACCGACAACUUCAGGAGAGAAGAUGAGAGAUUUUGCAACCACUCUGAAAAAUAAAUUUAGGACUCGUCAUUAUUUCAGUCGACAUCCCCAGCGGGGCUAUCUACCUGUGCAGUCUGUACUUGAAGUUGAAGUUAGUGACACGCCAGUAUCUUCUCCAAUGCUUCCGCAUGCAGAUACACAUUCAAGGAUUGAACACUUUGCUAGCAGACUUGCUGAGAUGGAAAAUCAGAACUCUUCCUUCUUCACUGAUAGCUUUUCUCCUGAUGACAGCCUUGACGAGGAUCAAUAUCUACUGCGCCACUCCAGUCCUAUUACAGAUCGGGAUCCAUGUACUACACAUGCAGUGGGAGAACUAAAUCCAGAGGAGGAGCAAGGAGAGUUAGAAAAAAUACUUGAACAGUUGGAGCAUGAAAACAGAAUUCUUCAGGGAGAAUUAAAACGACUGAAAUGGCAGCACGCAGAGGUAGGAGAGAGUGCUUUAUUUGGGGAAGUGUCACCUGAUUCCGGGGGCAGUUGCAGUGGUGACAUACAAAAUGAAGAACUGUUAAGUGAAGCACGGAUACUGCGGCAUCACAAAAAUCGUUUAGAGACUCGUAUGCAGAUAUUGGAAGAUCACAACAAGCAACUUGAAUCUCAGCUGCACCGACUCAGGGAACUAUUGUUACAGCCUAGCAUAGAUGAUGGAAAGACUUCUUCCACCUCACAGCUGGACUCCGAGAGCAAGUGUCCUACAGAUGAUAACAGGGGAACACCAGAUACUGAAGCUGCAGAUGAUGUGGACAGAGGAACUAGAGAAGUGAGCUUACACCUGGAAGAUAUCAUGGAAAAACUACGGAAUGCUUUUCCAAGUACAAGAGAUAAGGAAUUAUGCGAUGUUGACACUGCAAAACGGGAGUCUCCGACAUUGCCGCUGUGAUACUGGACGUCCUACAAAUGUAUUGAUUUGGCUUAAGAAUAAGCGACUUUGAAGAAGUGAUGUUUACAUUUCACGGCCAAUGAAAAGGUGUAUCAAAAAUUAA
This is a messenger RNA of Bufo gargarizans (Asiatic toad), 2889 nucleotides long. RefSeq names its product dystrophin related protein 2 (gene DRP2). The record is from RefSeq and is a predicted model, not a curated record. Gene Ontology annotation, biological process: synaptic signaling. The coding region runs from base 135 to 2786 and encodes 883 amino acids. NCBI's taxonomy places the organism in Eukaryota, Metazoa, Chordata, Amphibia, Anura, Bufonidae. Gene Ontology annotation, cellular component: plasma membrane. Gene Ontology annotation, molecular function: zinc ion binding; protein binding. The transcript has 23 exons.